UCAUCUAGCAAUACUGGAUCAUGAGUGUUUUAAAUGGUUCUAAUUUUUCUCCACGACUUUCUGGAAUCCUGCGCGAUGGAGCGUGACGCGGCACGCGGCGAUGGGAGCUUCCUCGCGCUCUGAGGACCGAGGAUGUGCAUGUAGCGGUGGACGGACUGGGGCCAGUCAUGGAGUCUGAGGCAAACUGCAGCUCCCACUGUGAUCCCCCACUUUGCUUCAUCCAGUCUGGGUUCAGCAGGCAGGAGGGAACUGACAUUCUGCAGAAGUUAUGCAGACUCAACACGCUUGAGCAGAGGAGACAGUGUAGAGGAAAACAAGGUCGACUCUCUGUCUGCAAUAACACAAAGAAUGAAGAAAUGGCCACUGCUGCUGGCAUUCUGUCCAAGGAGCAGCUUCUUUGCCCCAUCUGUCUGGAUGUUUUCAACCAGCCCGUCUCCACUCCAUGUGGGCACAACUUCUGCCGGGGAUGUAUACAGAGAUACUGGCAAAUUGCUAAUCUGCCGCAGUGCCCUGUCUGUAAGCACAGGUUCUUUAAGAGACCCGACCUCAAGGUUAACACCUUUAUAUCAGAGGUGGCCUCUCAGUUCAUGGAGAUUGGGGAAAAGCAACUCCAAGCGGAAACCAGCAGUGCGUGCCAGCCUUCAGGCCAUAGAGGAGACAUCUCAUGUGAUGUUUGCGUUGGAAAAAAAGUGAAAGCUUUGAAAUCCUGCCUGGAUUGUUUGGCCUCAUUCUGCGAGACUCACCUGGAGCCUCAUCACGUCGUAGGAGCCCUCAAGAAGCACAGGCUGAUAAACCCCAUGCUGAACAUGCAGGAGAGAAUCUGCAAGAAGCACGAGAGCCUGCUGGACCUGUUCUGUCUCACCGAUCAGAUGUACGUCUGCCAGGUCUGCAUGAAGAGCGACCACAAGGAUCAUCUCACCGCUCACAUAGAGGAUAAAAGCAGAGACGUCAGAGUUCAGAUCGGAAGGAUCAGUGUCGAGGUGCAAAAACUGACACAGCAAAGGCUGCAGAAAAUCAGCGAGCUCAGUCAAGCUGUUCAGCUCAGCGAGAGAAAGAGCGAAGGAGAGGUAGAGGAGAGCCUGCAUGUCUUCAACAAACUGCUUCAGUUGGUCCAGCGGGGUCAAACCGAAGUGACUUCUGCGAUAAAAGCUAAGCAGAGGCAAGUAGAAAUCACGGCCGGCGGGAUUAAAAUGCAGCUGGAGCAGGAGGUCAGUCAGCUGACGUGCAGAAGCUCUGAACUGGAGCUGCUCAAACACACCGAGGACGAUCUCUACCUCCUGAAGAACCACCAAGCUUUGUGCACAAUGCCGGCCAUCAGAGAGUGGCCCGACACCCUGGUCCAAAGCGCUGAAUAUGUGGGCCCGGUGAGGAGGGCGGUCCGAAGAGCGGCGUCUCAGGUGGAGGAGACUGUGAAAACGGAAGUGAGGAGGCUUUGCGAGGCCGAAUUUAAGCGCGCUCGAAGGUACGCCGUGGACGUGACCCUGGACCCCGACACGGCCCAUCCCAAACUGGCGCUGUCCGCAGACAGGAGACAGGUCCAUCACCGCGAUGUGGCGCUGAGCCUCCCCGACAACCCGGAGAGAUUUUACCCCUGCGUUAGUGUUUUGGGGAAGGAGGGUUUCUCCUCCGGCAGGUUCUACUUUGAGGUCCAGGUGAAAGGGAAAACAGAGUGGGACAUUGGAGUCGGGCUUGAGUCGGUCAACAGAAAAGGAGGGAAUUUGCUGAGUCCUGAAAGAGGCUUCUGGACCCUGGCGCUGAGAGAGGACGGGAGAUACUGGGCACUCAGCAGCCCCCCCGUCUGUGUGCCGCUGGUGGAGAAACCCCAGAGAGUGGGAGUAUAUGUGGAUGUGGGGUGGGGGCAGGUUUCCUUUUACAACGCAGACUCACAUUCUCACAUCUACACAUUCACAGAGUACACAUUCAGCGAAAGGCUUUUCCCCUACUUCAACCCUCGAAGAAAUCAUGGAGGGGUCAACUCGGCCCCUCUCGUCAUCUUACCUGGGAAUUUGGCAGUGGAGCUCCCCAAGCAUUCCCUCUCCCCAGUGCUAAGUGUUGUGGUGUGGACUCUGCUGUCCUGCGGCAUCCUGCUGGCCUUCUGCUUUCUUUUCUUCACCCUGCGCUUCAAAAACAACAGGAUAGUGAAGAUGUCCAGCCCCAACCUGAACGUUCUUACUCUCCUCGGAAGUGUCCUCGCUUACAUCAGCGGCUUCCUGUUUGCCUUCAGUGACAGAGCUCUCUCCCAGGGGGGAGCCUCCACAGCCGUGCUGCAGGCUCGUAUGUGGACGCUUUGCCUGGGAAGUACCCUGGUGUUUGGUCCAAUAUUGGCAAAGACGUGGAGGCUUUACCGAGUGUUCACCCAGCGAGUGCCCGACAAGAGAGUGAUCAUCCGGGACAUCCAGCUGAUUGGGAUGGUGGCUCUGCUGGUGCUGGCGGACAUACUGGUUCUCACAGCCUGGAACCUGGCAGACCCUGUCAAGUGUUCGCGAUCGGUGGGAGCUGUUGUCCAGUUGAUGGAGAGAGACACGUCUUUCUCAUUGUCGCAGAAGGACUCUUGUUCUUCUGUGUACUCAAAUAUGUGGAUUAUCGUCAUUGCUGUCCAAAAAGGUUGCCUUCUUCUUUAUGGCACUUAUCUGGCCGGACUGACCAGCAGCGUCAGCCAUCCCCCCGUUAACCAGUCUCCCACCAUCCUAACAGCUGUCUCUCUGGUCACCUUUUCCUCUGUUGUGGCGGUCCCGGUGUCCAUCUUUCUGCAGUCCUGGCCCAACCUGGUCUACGGCAUUGUGGCUGGAGCCAUAUUUAUCUGCACGCUGGCCACUGACUGUGUGCUGUUCGUACCUCAGCUGACCCAGUGGCGGCAGUUCGAGGAGGAUCAGAACAACCCGAGUCAGAUGGCCAAGUAUUUCAGCAGCCCCAGCAAGAGCCAGCCGUCUGUGUACAGCCAGGACGAGAUCUACUACCUGCUGGGGGAGAACAGCUCCAUGAAGAAACUCCUGAGUGAGAAGAAUGCUGUGAUUGACAGCCUUCAGGAGCAGGUAACCAAUGCCAAGGACAAACUUCUGAGACUCAUGACCGCAAGCCAGCCCCUGGAGGAUCAGGAUGUGGGCUCAUCUGCCACAAACCUCAACACUUCCUCCUCUCAGACCACUGAGCUUCAGUCUGAGGGCCCCUCUUCCUCCUCUCUGACUCAGAAAGACAUCAAAUUCAGUCCCUCAUCCCCUCUUCGCUCUCAUAGCCUCACCCCUGUGUCUCUUUCAUCAAAUGCCAUUGCACAUUCCUCUGAGCCUUCCUCCGUUCCAAACUCUUUGGCUGCCCAUCCCAUCUGUGAGGAUAUUUAUGUGAAUGAAACCCAGAGAUCUGUUCCUAAGACUGGCCCCACAGGCACCGACGCUACCGAUCCCAGAGUAGCGGAGGGUGUCAAUCAGCCUGAGCCCUUUAAAUUUCCGGGGAGGACAGCAGAGGAGACGGUUCGCUUUGUCACCUCUCUACAAGCCCAGAAAGGAGUAAAGCCCCCUCAGGUUGAAAUCUUUGACAGCCACAGUGUCAGAAUGUUUCAAAUGGGACCCAAUUCCAGACCAGCUGGCUUUGUGAGCAGUGAACAGUUGCAGGAGAUCCUCCAGGAGCUGAGUGUGGAUGCCGUCACCGAGACGGCGCUCCGGUCACCCGGUCAGACGUCCAGGACACCCUCUCUGCUUAAACUGAGCACGCUGUCCCCUCUGUCCCUGCAGUCCUCCUGCUCCCCUCACCCUCCAGUGCUCUUUCGCUACCCCAGCAUCUCCCCCUACACCAUGAGGAAACGACGGCCCCCCUUUCACUCCAGCAGGAGGGCCUUGGCCCCUCCCUGCUUCUACUCAGGAUCCGGUGCUUCUAAAUGCAGGAAGACAAGAGGCAGCCGUAAGCAACAAAAUCCAGAGACCAUCUCUGUGGAUGAGAUUCCAUCCCAUGAACCCAACAACGGCAGCGAGGCAGAGAAUGAGGAGGAGCAGGAGGAAGAUGCAGACGGGCAGGAGAUAGAGAGAAAAUGUCAGAGAUGUAUUUCAAGGUCCCACAAAAGCCCAGCUCCACAUGACAUGGAGGAGGGAGGUGAGAGCGAGCAGCACCAUCAACACGUUAGAGACUCCAGCGGUUACUGGGACUCGGACUCUAGCAGCUCUGCAGAUUAUUGCUACUACCACCGCCCUUACUGUGACUCCUGCCUGCAGCGAGGCUCACUCCUGUGCUCGGACAGCUCCUCGGACUCCUCCGACAGCGAAUAUGACGGCUUCACGGGCCUCUACCGGGCCUCGCGCCCCGUGGUGUUCAAAGACGACCUCAAACCCACAUUUGUAUGAACACAUGCACUUUAAUGUUUUAGCCCAUUUUGAACCUCGCCUAGAACGCACAGAGAUCGUUGUUUCUGAGGCUGAAAUGCCUUCAUAAUGAGAGUUUAUUUGACUGCUUUCCUCCUUCUAAAUGAAGAUAAUGAUUUUGUUUUUGAAUCUUGCAUUAUGGGAGAGAGAGAGCUCUUCUUUCUUUUAAUAAAAACUGUAGAAGAGUGAAAACUUUUAGCUGAAGGGCUCAAAAUGCUCAGUAAAUUUGUGAGAUCACUCAUGGCAUUAUUUGUGAAUUACCAUUAGAUGACAGAUUCUUUACUUUUCUCAAAGGGUUUUAAUUUAUCAACUUGAAUUUAUUUCCAUGUAAUGACUGUCAACGCAAAAGCAACUGGAAGAAAUUUGGAAAGGAAAUCUCUUUAAGCUAUUGUG
This is a messenger RNA of Menidia menidia (Atlantic silverside), 4739 nucleotides long. Lineage: Eukaryota; Metazoa; Chordata; Actinopteri; Atheriniformes; Atherinopsidae. The record is from the annotation of a GenBank genome assembly.